UUGGAGCAGAGCCCGCGCCCCGGAGCCGCUGGUGGCUCGGAGACCCGCGCCCCGGGGAGAAGCUCCGGAGAGCGCGGUGUGGUGGGGCCGGAGACCGCCGACGAAGUGCGCACGGCCGGCCCCGCGAGGCGAGGAGCAGCAGGUGCAGCGGCGGCCGGCGGGUCACAUGGCUGCGUGACCGCGGAGUAUGCGGCUGUCCCCUUGCCCCGGGCGGCGUGCGGGCGAUGGAGCGCGCCGUGGAGCCGUGGGGCUCAGAUCUCCAUGGUCCGGAGCGGAGGGAGCCGCUGGGAGGCGCCCGCACAGGUCUAGGAAGUGAGAAUGUGGAGAUUUCUCAGCCCAGUGAGUUUGAACAAACCCCACCGGAUGAGGAUGACUUGGGGUUCAAGGAGGAGGAAGAUCUGGCCCCAGGUCACGAAGUAGGAAGUGGUUCUCUCAAACCUGAAGGCAUCCAGACCUGGGAUGACUUAUGGGUCCAGAGAGAGGGGCUGGGAAAGCCUCAGCCACGGGACCGAGGGCCCCGGGUCCUGGGAGAACCUCGCUGGGGCCAGGCCAGCACUGACCGGACUGCAGUGUGCGGGGAGUGUGGCAAGAGCUUCCGGCAGAUGUCAGACCUGGCGAAACACCAGCGGACACACACCGGGGAGAAGCCCUACAAGUGUGGGGUUUGUGGCAAGGGCUUCGGGGAUAGCUCAGCCCGCAUUAAACACCAGCGAACUCACAGUGGGGAGAAGCCCUACAGAGCCCGGCCACCAGCCCAGGGGCCCCCAAAGAUUCCUCGACCCCGGAUCCCUGCUGGUGAACGCCCCACUAUCUGUGGCGAAUGUGGCAAGAGCUUCCGGCAGAGUUCUGACCUGGUGAAACACCAGCGGACACACACCGGGGAGAAGCCCUACAAAUGCGGCAUCUGUGGCAAGGGCUUCGGCGACAGUUCUGCCCGCAUAAAGCACCAACGGACACACCGAGGGGAGCAGCCUCCCCGGCCAGUGGUGCCCCGAAGGCAGCCCUCUCGGGCAGCCACAGCGACUGCCCAGGCACCCAAGGCCCAGGACAAGCCAUACAUCUGCACUGAUUGUGGCAAAAGGUUUGUGCUCAGCUGCAGCCUCCUGAGCCACCAGCGCAGUCACCUCGGGCCCAAACCCUUUGGCUGUGACGUGUGUGGGAAGGAGUUUGCCCGGGGCUCUGACCUGGUGAAGCACCUGCGGGUGCACACCGGGGAGAAGCCCUACCUGUGUCCUGAGUGCGGCAAGGGCUUCGCCGACAGCUCCGCCCGGGUCAAGCACCUGCGCACCCACAGUGGGCAGCGGCCACAUGCCUGCCCCGAGUGCGACCGAACCUUCAGCCUCAGCUCCACCCUUCUCCGCCACCGGCUCACCCACAUGGAGUCCCAGGCCUUCAGCUUCCCCAGCCACCCUGUCACCCUCCUGAUCCCCAGCCCACCGCCACCUCCUCUUGCCACCAGCCCCCCACUGACCCCUCGGAGCCCUUCACGCUCGGGAGACGGGCCUUUUGGCCUGCCUGGCUUGGAGCCAGAGCCUGGGGGCCCACAGGCCGGUGAGCCCCCCCCUCCACUGAUGGCCGGAGACAAGCCCCACAAGUGUCCUGAGUGUGGCAAGGGCUUCCGCCGCAGCUCUGACCUGGUGAAGCACCACCGUGUGCACACUGGGGAGAAGCCCUACCUCUGCCCUGAGUGUGGCAAGGGCUUCGCCGACAGCUCCGCCCGGGUCAAGCACCUGCGCACUCACCGCGGUGAACGUGCUCGGCCGCCACCACCUUCUCUCCUGCGGCCACACAACCCCCCUGGUCUGGUACCCACGGCCCCUCGGCCCCUAGUGCGAGCCCAGCCCUCUGGACCCAGCCAGCCCCACACGUGUGGCUUCUGUGGGAAGGAGUUCCCCCGCAGCUCAGACCUGGCCAAACACAGGCGCACACACACCGGGGAGAAGCCAUACAAGUGUGCAGAGUGUGGCAAGGGCUUUGGCGACAGCUCUGCCCGUAUCAAGCACCAGCGUGGGCACCUGGUCCUGAGGCCCUCUGGGAUAGGAGAUGGUCAGGCAAGGGCCCGCAAGGAGGAGCCACCAGCAGGACUGGAAUGAUGGGGUUCCGGGGGCAGAGGCCCACGAGACCAAAGGGAGAUCUGCUGGCCAAGCAGAAAAGAAAGGGCUUGGGAGUGGUGGGGGGAGGAGGAGGGGAAGAAGCAUGGAGAGAGGAGUGACUGGAUAGAAAUAGACCAGAGACCACACCCCACACUCAGAAAACCAUCCUGGCUAGGGGUCAGGGCCUUGCUGCUGUAGGCUGAAUCCCUAGCUUCAGAACAUGGCCUGGCACACAGUAGACACUCAAUAAAUACUUGUUGACAGAAACUGCCCUUAGCCUGAGGACCCUUAAAAUACUAUAUUCGUAAAAAAAAAAAAAAAUACUAUAUUCCUGUUACCUCUUAUUAAGAACUGACCCGCUGGGUGCACUGGUGGACAUAUGUAAUCCCAGCACUUGGGAGGCUGAGGCGGGAGGAUUGCUUCAAGUUCAAGGCCACCCUGGGCUAUAUAGCAAGACUCUGUCUCAGAAAGGCAAAACAAAACAAAAACCUGAACCCUUGGUGAGGGGGAUGGCUCACAUCUGAAAUCCCAGCUACUCAAGAGGCUGAAGCAGGAAUAUGUUUAAGGCCAGCCUGGGCAACUUCCUGUCUCAGAAAGGGCUAGGAUGUAGCUCAGUGUUCUCUGGGUUCAAUCCUCAGUACAGAGAAGAAAAAAGACUUCCAACCCUGCCCCAGAGACCAGGGUUGGACCUGAUAGUUGCAGCAAAGGAAUUUGUGGAAUCUGAGGUGUCAAAAUGAGGGCAGGGUGUCUUGAUCACAGUGGGGGAGGUGGAGUGGACAGUCCCAUUCAACCUCCAUCCGCAGGUCGUAAUCUCAGCCGCUGGCGGACAGCGGCACAGACCCACUGACUGCCCCCGGGGAGCAGAACUAGAAGCCCCGUUUCCAUGCGUCUCCUUACUAAUAAACGGUUUCUUGUUUCAAGUUUGAAUUCUG
Messenger RNA from Heterocephalus glaber (naked mole-rat), 3025 nucleotides. RefSeq names its product zinc finger protein 48 (gene Znf48). The record is from RefSeq and is a predicted model, not a curated record. Gene Ontology annotation, biological process: regulation of transcription by RNA polymerase II. Gene Ontology annotation, molecular function: RNA polymerase II cis-regulatory region sequence-specific DNA binding; DNA-binding transcription activator activity, RNA polymerase II-specific. Lineage: Eukaryota; Metazoa; Chordata; Mammalia; Rodentia; Bathyergidae. Gene Ontology annotation, cellular component: nucleus.